AUGGACGACGACGACGACGCAUGGUCCUACAAGUUUCCUUCCUCAUCUGAUCUGCUACCUACACGUGCCAGAUCGCAAUCCACGUUGCGGGCCCCUCUCAAGGAUCCCAACAUGAUAGUCAUGCCUGCUGAUUCAGACUCAGAUUUGAGCUUGAGCGAUAGCAACCUCUCGAAUGGAGAUGACGAAAAUGCUCGCAUCGAAGUUGAAGAUGCAGAUCAAUCAGCCACGAGUGAGAACGUCUUAAGCUCGACAGAUGCAGCUGAACAGGCCAAAGUAUCCACUGAAUCUUUACUUUCUAAGAAAUUGGCCCUGGUGGUGGUGGCUCCACCAGCACGGAAUAGCCUGACCCCGCUCUAUGCGCCUGCUCCAGGCCUGCUACAGCCAGCGUUCAUGCUGAAGUCUGGCCCUGCCAACCCACAGACCACUAAAGAGGAGGCCAAUUCCAUUAUUCUGAAGGAAACCAAUACGAACGCUUUGGCCAUCAACACGACGGGAAUUUCAGACACGAGCGGCAUGUCACCUCCGCUAACACCAACUACCAAACACGAUUUUAGUAAUUCCGUACGGAUCUGGCAGCAGCAGCAACAACAGUCUGCAGAGUUGGAAGAUAAGCAAGACGAGAGUCUCGAACUGGUAUCGGAGGAGGCAUCGUUUUUCCGUAAGACUUUCGGCAACUUGGCAUCGUCGCCUAUUUUCAAUCCAUCAUCCAGUGCACAGUUGGACUCACGGGUAGAUCCUCCCGACAACGUUGCUUCGCCCAAAAUCAUCACAUACAGAAAAACCAGCCACCAACGAACAGAGAGCGAAAACUACGAUAACGGGCUCCGUCAGGAACGCUUUGAUCCCAAGCUCUACGUCAAUGAAAAGUACGGCGACACCAUCUACCGAUAUGCUACCAUGAAACGGAAUGUGGACUUCCAUCAGCUUUUCCGCAGCCUUGAUUUGACAGACAGACUUCUAGACGACUUUGCGUGUGCUUUGAGUCGAGAAAUCCUUCUUCAGGGACGCAUAUAUGUCACUGAGCACUCUGUGUGUUUCAAUCUGAAUUUGUUGGGGUGGGUGACAAGCUUGGUAGUUCCGUUUGCAGAUAUUGUUCGUAUUGAUAAGAAAUCGACAGCAGGGCUUUUUCCCAAUGGCAUUUCUAUCGAGACCGCCGAUGCAAAGCACAAUUUCGCAAGUUUUCUUUCCAGAGACUCCACGUUUGAAUUCAUUCGAACCAUUUGGCUGACUUCGACAGGGAAGAAUUUGGAGGAUCUCGAUCAGCUAGCUCCCGACGUUUCUUCUGUCAGCAGCGAGGACCAGAAGCUGAACAAUGCACGUAAGAUAUCUAAUUUCAUCCUUUCUAUUGACGACGAUGAACACAACCUGCUGCUUUGGGACAAAAAUGGCUUGGAUUAUGAGGACGAAGACGCUUCUGAAGAUGGAGAAGAGGACGAUUAUUCAGAUGAUGGCAGCGAAGAGGAUGACGAAAGUGAUGCCAGUAAGGAAGCCAAAAUACCACAUGAUAGUCCUAUCGAGAGUUCUGAUUCUAAGGAGGAAAAAUUAUCGUCGUAUAAUGAACUUCUGACUCUGGGAACCCAGCUUAGGAAACUUAAAGAUGAUUCAGGAUACAAGAAUUUGGGUCCAGAUGUCCAUGCCCCGACAAAGGUGACCCAACAGUUUUCAGACUGUGACAGUGAAAUCGAGUUGUGCAACGAGUCCAUCAAUGCACCCAUGGGAGUAGUCUUCGAUAUUAUGUUUGGCAACAAUGAUACAUCCUUUCAAAGACAGUUCUUGGAAAAUCACGAUGCCUCGGAAAUUGACCAGUUUGACGCAUUCCAUCCCAUUGAGGACGAACCAACUAAGCUUGAGAGAACAUAUACUUACAGACGCGCAUUAGGCUACUCUAUUGGGCCCAAAUCCACCAAAUGCGAAGUCAGUGAAGUGGUGGAACAUUUGAACUUUGCGGAUUAUAUUGUUGUACUCAACACCACAUCCACCCCGGAUGUUCCUUCCGGUGGUUCGUUUUCGGUGAAGACUAGGUACUAUUUCACAUGGGGAGAGGCCAACAUGACGCAGCUUCGAAUGGCAUACUUUGUGAAGUGGACGGGACGUUCAUGGAUCAAGAAUGUGGUGGAGAAACUGACGCUGUCUGCGCAAAUCGCAGUCACCAAGGAUAUGAUCAAAGAACUUAAUGAGGAGAUAGCCAAGCAUACUGUCUCUGUCUCGGGUCCAGUUGAGGUUACUCAACGGGAACGCGAGCCUGAAAGAAAGCCCUCUGUCACCAAGACCAGAAAGAAGAAAUCGAAGACUCCAAAAGCCAAAAAGAUUACUUCAACGCCAAAAAGCACCAAUUGGCUUCUUACUAUCGGAAUCAUCUUUGGCAUUUUUAUGCUCACGGCAAUCCUCUUUACUCAGGUUAUGUUAGUGCGCUCUCUUGGAGAAACAAGAGAAUUGGUUUCCCGACAGAUGGUUAUUACCACCAGUUUGCUUUGUUUGCUUUCGUCGGAGCAUCACGGAUGGUGGGAGAAAAUGAAGACGUCCCAUGGAGACUCUAAACAAGAGCUGGCCUCUUACUAUGCCCGGCAGGCGUUGCAACUUCUUGUGGACGAGAGCAGCGACCCGAAUUUGAAGGCACUCGCAGCCAAUCUAUUGUAA
Messenger RNA from Sungouiella intermedia, 2637 nucleotides. The record is from the annotation of a GenBank genome assembly. NCBI's taxonomy places the organism in Eukaryota, Fungi, Ascomycota, Pichiomycetes, Serinales, Metschnikowiaceae.